This is a messenger RNA of Lentinula edodes (shiitake mushroom), 1022 nucleotides long. RefSeq lists its product as uncharacterized. Lineage: Eukaryota; Fungi; Basidiomycota; Agaricomycetes; Agaricales; Omphalotaceae. Bases 353 to 877 code for a protein of 174 amino acids. The transcript has 9 exons. The record is from RefSeq and is a predicted model, not a curated record.
AUCGAAUGAAAGGAAAGGAAAACCGACACGAAGAGAGUCGGUAUGGAAAAUAUGGAAUGAGACCGAUGAGAAGGGUUGACUCUGGUUGACAUCAAAAAAUACCCAAUCCUUGGCUUAUGUACGUUUCUACCUUUGUGGCAUGACUUGUUGCUCCUGCUCGUCGGUAUUGGAAUUUCUCCUAUUUGCUGUGCACAGGAAGCAAUUCAUCCUAUCGCGCAGAUUAUCCGAUUCAGGACAUAUAAAAAGGAACUCCAACACGAAUAGGCGAUCCCCGCGCUGGUCGCUCCUACCACAUACAUUUCUCUUCCCCGCUUUUUAUUUGUAGGUUCACAUAAAUCUUCGAAGAAUCAAUAUGCUGUGCGGAAGUUUCUUGUGUUCCCUAUGUUUAUGCGUGCUUUUGGCUUUCUCCGCCGCCGAGGCAAUCCCUCUAUCCCAGGACCGUACUGGAUUAAUGUCCCCGGAUCAUUCUACGUUUCUCGCCAGGAAUGAACCUAGAGGAGCAUACCAGUCAUCGUCAAAUCCAACGCCUCGAGCCUUAUCUGAACCGAUCAUGCUGUACUAUUUCACAUGUGGACCCACAGUCACUUUGUUUGCCCAGGGACAUAGUCUAAAAGAUGUGUACCGGCCUGUAUUGGGAAAAAGAAAGCUGCUAAUGUUUCCUGACCAGGGUAUUGGUUCGUUCGCACCCCGGAGGUGCAAAGACAAUAACUUUGCUGUUGUUGAAUUCGAACUCGAUACAAGCAAAGGGCUGAUCGUGCAGGACAAGAGAAGUAUGAGAAGCUCGAGUUCGAGCCUUUUCAGCCUUGGUCGAGGGAAGUCAGAUGUCAUUCUAUCUCCCACAAUGAAGUCGAAUGCCAUGGCUACACUGGGUCACUGACAAAGCUGCUCAACUACCCGCUUUAAAAUAUGUAUCUUAUAAGAUAAGUACAUCGGCAGAUGGCGCUUGGACUGAAAUGAAGAAUGCAAAACGAGGGAAGGGACGGAUGAUUAUAGAUUAGUUUGGUUUUGCCCCAGGUGCUUAA